Molecule: messenger RNA, 5351 nt
Organism: Python bivittatus (Burmese python)
Lineage: Eukaryota; Metazoa; Chordata; Lepidosauria; Squamata; Pythonidae
Source: RefSeq, a predicted model, not a curated record
UUCUGAUCAUCUGUUUAUAUCUUUCUGGUGCCAAAAGAGUCAAAAGGGAUUCAGAUGGAUUGCUCAGAUUAAUGGAUCGGAGGCUAGUUUGGGGUCCUAGGCUGGAUGCAGAAUUGAGGGCUAGUGGACACCGGCAGCAUGAUGACGGCGAGGGAUACUCAUAGCGUGGGAUUCUUCUUGCUUGCCUUGUUCACUGGAUGCUAAUUCAGAAUGUGGAAAGUAACAGUAAACUUUGGAGUGCUCCUUUUGUGUGUGUCUGCCCCAGAGAAGACUUCUGAUUGCCAUGUCAAUCCUGUUCUCUCUCGCCUUGCAAUGUCCAGUUAACUGAUCGUUGGUUCCUGUCAAAUCAGAAGUUGUAUCCUUCAUCCCAAGAAGAAGAUGAAAUUUCCAUUCUAUUGGCCCUUUGUCAAACAGGCACAAUAGUAUUUCCUUCUGGAGACUUUGGGAUACAAACUGUUUUGGGUAUGGCUACUGAUCCCACGUGAUAGAGGUGUGGCAUCAACCUUGGGACUCAUGACUGGGUAUACAAUGUUGCGGAAUGGGGGAGUAGGGAAUGGAGGCCAACCUUGGAUGCUACGAUGGUCUAGUCGGAUUCGACUCACUUGGCUUAGCUUCACGUUAUUCAUUAUCCUGGUCUUCUUUCCCCUCAUUGCCCAUUACUACUUAACCACCAUAGAUGAUGUAGAUGAUGCUGGCAAGCGCAUCUUUGGUCCCCGCAUAGGCAAUGAACUUUGUGAGGUGAAGCAUGUUGAGGAUUUAUGCCGAAUUCGAGAGUCGGUGAGCGAAGAGCUGCUCCAAUUGGAAGCUAAGCGGCAGGAGCUGAACAGUGAGAUUGCCAAGCUGAAUCUCAAGAUUGAAGCCUGCAAGAAAAGCAUUGAAAACGCGAAGCAGGAUCUUCUGCAGCUGAAGAAUGUUAUCAGCCAAACAGAGCAUUCAUAUAAAGAGCUGAUGGCUCAGAACCAGCCCAAGCUUUCACUGCCGAUUCGGCUGCUACCAGACAAAGAUGACUCUAGCUUUCCCUUGCCAAAAUCCAAUAGAAACUGCCGGCUGCAUAAUUGCUUUGACUAUUCACGUUGUCCGCUAACCUCUGGUUUCCCAGUAUAUGUCUACAACAGUGACCAGUUCAAUUUUGGGAGCUCAUUAGAUCCUUUAAUUAAGCAAGCCUUUGAAUCCACUGUCAGAACUAAUGUAUAUGUUACUGAAAAUGCGAACAUUGCCUGUCUCUACAUUAUCCUAGUAGGGGAAAUGCAGGAACCUGUAAUGCCAAAACCUACUGAAUUAGAGCAACAGUUGCACGCUCUGCCAUAUUGGAGGACAGAUGGACAUAACCACCUCAUUAUUAACUUAUCCAGGAAGUCGGAAACUCAAAACUUUCUUUAUAAUGUCAGUACGGGGAGGGCCAUGAUUGCCCAGUCCACCUUUUAUGAUGUACAGUAUCGUCCAGGUUUUGACAUUGUAGUAUCUCCUCUUGUCCAUGCCAUGUCUGAACCUAACUUCCUAGAGAUCCCACCCCAGGUGCCAGUGAAGAGAAAAUACUUAUUCAGUUUCCAAGGGGAGAAGGUUGAAUCUCUCCGAUCCAGCUUACAAGAAGUGCGAUCAUUUGAAGAAGAGAUUGAAGGAAAUGCACCAGCAGACUAUGAUGAUAGGAUUAUUACCACAUUAAAGGCUGUCCAAGACAGCAAAUUGGACUUUGUCUUGGUGGAAUUUACAUGUAAGAAUCAGCCAAAGGCAAGUCUGCCCACUGAGUGGGCUCUUUGUGGAGAAAGGGAAGACAGACUAGAGCUACUGAAAUUAUCUACUUUUGCACUGAUAAUCACUCCGGGGGAUACCCAUCUUAUGAUCUCUGCUGGCUGUGCAAUGAGACUGUUUGAGGCUCUAGAAGUAGGUGCUAUUCCAGUCAUCCUGGGAGAGCAAGUCCAACUGCCUUACCAUGAUGUAAUUCGGUGGAAUGAGGCGGCCUUAAUUAUACCAAAGCCACGUAUUACAGAAGUGCACUUCCUUCUAAGGAGUAUUUCUGACAAUGACCUCUUGGCCAUGAGGAGGCAGGGCCGCUUCCUAUGGGAAACCUACUUUUCCACUUCAGACAGUGUUUUUAGCACAGUCUUGGCUGUCAUAAGGACUCGAAUCCAAAUUCCAGCUGUUCCCAUUCGAGAGGAAAUGGCGGUGGAGAUCCCUCACCGGUCUGGCAAAGCUGCUGGCACAGAUCCCAAUAUGGCGGACAAUGGGGAUUUAGAUUUGGGGCCAGUAGAAACAGAACCACCUUACUCAUCUCCUAAAUACUUACGCAAUUUUACUCUCACAGCAAUGGAUAUUUACAGAAACUGGAACUCAGCUCCUGGUCCUUUCCACCUCUUUCCUCACACGCCCUUUGAUCCUGUUCUACCCUCAGAAGCCAAGUUUCUAGGGUCAGGCACUGGAUUUCGACCCAUUGGUGGUGGAGCUGGUGGCUCUGGGAAGGAGUUCCAAGCUUCAUUGGGUGGCAAUGUUCCCAGGGAGCAGUUUACGGUAGUCAUGUUAACCUAUGAGCGAGAGGAAGUCUUAAUGAACUCCUUAGAGAGGCUCAAUGGUCUCCCUUACUUAAAUAAAGUUGUAGUGGUCUGGAAUUCCCCCAAGCUUCCAUCAGAAGAUCUCCUUUGGCCAGACAUUGGUGUUCCAAUUGUGGUUGUACGGACUGAGAAGAAUAGUUUGAAUAACCGGUUUCUGCCCUGGGAUGAGAUUGAAACAGAAGCCAUUUUGUCCAUUGAUGAUGAUGCCCACCUUCGCCAUGAUGAGAUCAUGUUUGGGUUCCGGGUCUGGAGAGAAGCUAGGGACCGCAUUGUAGGAUUCCCUGGGCGGUAUCAUGCAUGGGACAUCCCUCACCAGUCCUGGCUCUACAACUCCAAUUACUCCUGUGAACUGUCCAUGGUUCUGACGGGUGCUGCAUUUUUUCACAAAUACUACGCCUACCUAUAUUCUUAUGUGAUGCCACAGGCCAUCCGUGACAUGGUAGAUGAAUAUAUCAACUGUGAGGAUAUUGCCAUGAACUUCCUGGUUUCUCAUAUCACCAGGAAACCACCAAUCAAGGUGACUUCCCGCUGGACUUUCCGUUGCCCUGGUUGCCCUCAGGCGCUCUCUCAUGAUGACUCCCAUUUCCACGAGCGGCACAAAUGCAUCAACUUCUUUGUCAAAGUCUAUGGCUACAUGCCCUUGUUGUAUACCCAGUUCCGUGUUGACUCGGUCCUUUUCAAGACCCGGUUACCACAUGACAAGACAAAAUGUUUCAAAUUCAUCUGAACAGAAGAUGCAACUGUGGAUGUCUGGAACUGGCCUGUGGACAAGGCAGAAAGGUCAAUGAACCCUCUUUCCUGGGACAGAUGCCCCUUCCUGUUUAAACUGGGACACAAGCCCCACCGGAACUGUAUGGCACAGGGCUCCAUUGACAGAGAUGGCUUUGUGUCACUUAUUCAGAAAAAAAUAAAAGACUUUCUUUAGAUCCCCAGUAAGUUGUUUCGCCAAGGGCAUAACUGGGGUUUUAAAAAUAUUAAUUAUUAUUUAAAAUGGAAGUGUUUUAGAUAUGCCUUUUAAGGCUUUUUGGGGAGGGAGGGAGGGAGGGAUUAUUUGAUUUCCUUUUGUUCCCGGCCCUAAUGUUGCUUGGAGGGAAGCAGAGACCUAAGAAAUUCCUGUAUUCCUCAGUGUUCAAGUUAUGUAGUUGGAUUUGGCCACCAGAGGCUUCUAACUGCUUGCUGUUUGGUCUACUGUGCUUUAGAUCUGCUUGGGAUUUCACAGAGGAAAUUACAAAUUCCCUCCACCAAAAAAUCCCAGACCUCAUCCGUUUCCCUUGGUAGCUCUAAGGAGCUAAUUGCUGCUGUCAAGCUUUUUCCUUCUUUUCCCUCUCACUGACCCCAUUGAAAAGCAGGGUCCUUUCAGAACGCCGCCUGUCCUGCGUGCCUGCUGAUGGAUUAUCUCGCAAUGCCACGGUGACUUCCCAAUCUGUCUGUGCUCCCAGUGGCACACUGCUGCUGCUGCUGCCGCCGCCUCUGAGGAAAGAUAGCUGGAGUCCCCUUUCCACCUUUCCCUCCCAAAUCCUGAUGCUGCUUUAUCUGCCAUUAACAAAGCUCUGUUCCUCUGUCCCCCUGGCCUUGGAAGUUUUGGUUCAGAUCAGAGGUCUUGACUGACAGAUUAUUUAUCGAUUCUGUUUUCAGGCCAAGCUUACUCAUGGUUAACUGGACCAUGGUUUAUUCAAUUGACCCAAUUUUCUGGGUUUGCAUGACAUACUGAAACACAGACUAACUGCACAAGCUGAGAUUGGACACACGGGAAGCUAAACUGUGGUUGAUUGCUAGUUUGUAUUUCAGCGUGUCAUGUGAAUACAGCUAUAAAAUAUGGAGAACUACAUUGCUUGUGAGAGCAGUGCCAAUAGAACAGCAUGUUAAAAGAAGCAGAUGUGUUUGCAAGGAGGCUGAUCUGGAGUAUAGAAAAGAGUGGUAUGUUUGUUAAUAUCCUUUGGAUGAGGCCUCCUAGUGGACCUGCCAUAAUCCACUGCAUGUACAGAUAUAUCCUUCCCCCGCCUUCCUCCUAUUUGGUCUCAGGGCCUGUUGUGUUCAAGACAAAAAGACGGUUUUGGCUUGCUAAUGAAAUGUGAUCAAUUCUGAGGACACAGGCGUGAACUCAAAAGGUCUCUGUGGCCUAGUUUCAUAGCCCCUUACCUCUUCAUCUCCCUUUGUCACUUUCACUUCAUUCAUAACUGUUGUCAAAAUAUCCUGGAGACUUCUUGUUGGCAGUGUGCGUGUGUGUGUAUGUGUGUGUAUGUGCGUGAGUCUCAACGUAUGUGUAAACUGCCAUUUGUUGCUACCUUUCUAUUACAUUUUUUCUGCCUAGACUUUUGUUCCCCAAAGAUGCUAAUUUUCAAAGACGUCCAUUCCAGUACACCCUUUCACAAGCUAAGCCACCAGUAAAAGUUUUGAGCAACUAAAAAAUGGGUGUAAUAAUUACUCUCAUUUCCAACCCCUCACCCUGUUUGAAUCUUUUCUUUUUUAUUUGUGGAAAGAUCAUAAUAAAUUACCCAUAUUCCUAUAGCACCUAUAAAAAGUUGGCGCUCCUGUAACAAAUGUCUGGGAAGGAAUAUAAUUUCUAGGUGCUUCUCCACCAUGGACCAUUUGGUAAUACCACAGCAUUCAUAGAGUUGCACCGCUUAUUGGUAGCUUAGCUAUGUUGAAUGUUAUCAUAUUUAGGCAAUGUUAACUAACCACCUCCUUAUUUCCCCUUUUAACAUAUACUGUAAAUUACAAAUGUUCAGAGUUAUCAGUCCUAUAAUGCAGGGUUCCUCAACCUUGGCAACUUUAAGAUGGGUGGACUUCCUCAACCUUGGCAAC